AUGGACUAUCUUGUGUUCCUCUCCCGAUCUCUCCAGCUUAUCCCCAUCCUGAUUUCCAUACACCAGGUUCCACCUCUCCAUCUGACCAUUGACGGAUUUCUAAAAACCGAUGAAAGACAAAGACUGGCGAAGGAGAGAAGAGAAGAAAGGGAGAAAUACCUUGCUGCUAGGGAACAGCAGAUACUGGAGAAGGAGAGAAGAGCGAAACUUCAGUAUGAAAAGCAAAUGGAGGAGAGAUGGAGAAGACUGGAGGAACAGAGGCAGAGAGAGGAGCAGAAGAGGGCAGCUGUUGAAGAAAAACGGAGACAAAAGCUUAAAGAGGAGGAGGAACGUUUAGAAGCCAUGAUGCGUCGGUCCCUUGAACGCAGCCAGCAGCUGGAACAGAAGCAGAAGCGAUGGUCGUGGGGAGGAGCACUGGCUGCAGGCUCAGGAGGGAGAGACGGUGAAUCAGAAAAUACCCCACCCCCUGUUCUAGGUUUAGCUGCCAACACCCUUCCUCCAGACCCUGUGACCUCUACUGCUCCUGCUGAUUCCUUCAAUGCAUGUGACAAACUUUCAGCCUCUACAAUGAAUCUGCCAAAGCAAACGGAAUCGCCAAUCAGUAAGCGCCUCUCCUCCUCCACAGCGGCAAUAACACAUUCCCCCGACAGAGCACCAGCUAGUCCUCUUAAAUCUCCCUACAAGCCUUCCCCCACCCGAAGCACGGACAGAAAGAAGGCAACUUCACCCUCUACUUCCGAUGCCAUGAAAGGGGCGGCUGCAGCUGAGGUUACUCAGACUGAGAAGAUAAAGAAAGAGAAGCGACCCACAACACCUGGUUCAUCAUCUGGUAUGGGAUCUCCUCUAAGAAGGUCUGAUUCUCCUGCUGCCGUGUCCAGAAGAUCCGCAUCACCUGCGACACCUAAGACAGUUGCAAAGACUUAUCCUCAGUCUCCUAAAAAUGCCAAACAAUAUCCAGCUUCUCCUGUGAAGCAUCGUGCCACUUCUAAUCUCAACCAGGAAACUCCUAAAAAGAAAGCAGACAAGGAGAAAGAAAACGUCAGUCAUCAGAAAUCCUCAGGAGCACGCACUGAUGAGGCAAGCCAGGUGGCUUUGGAGAAGCAUGUGCCUUCUGUGGGAAAGACUGAAAUUAGUGAAGGAAAGAUCACGGCAGGAACAACUGACGCAGAAGAAGCUUCAAAAAUUCUAGCUGAAAAAAGACGACAGGCCCGCCUGCAAAAAGAACAAGAGGAAAGGGAGAGACAGGAAAGAGAAGAACGGGAGAGGCUUGAAAGAGAAGAACAGAAGAGAAAGGCAGAAGAAGAAAGACUUCGUCUAGAGGAAGAGGCUCGUAAGAAGGAGGAGGAAAGAAAACGUGAAGAAGCAGCAGCUCGAAAAAAGGCAGAAGAGGAAGCCAGGAGAAGAGCUGAGGAAGAACAAAUGCUCAAGGAAAAGCAAGAAAAAGAACUCCAGGCCAAACUUGAGAAACAGAGGGAAGAAGCAGAAAUCAAAGCCCGUGAGGCAGCUGAACAACUUCGUCUUGAAAGGGAGCAAAUCAUGCAGCAAAUUGAGCAAGAAAGACUGGAACGGAAGAAGAGAAUAGAUGAAAUAAUGAAGAGAACGAGGAGGAGCGAAACACCAGAAAUAAAGAAGGAAGAGCCAAAGCUGGAGGUACCAUCAACUUUGAAUGUGGAAAAGCAGCCAAAGGCCCUUGUUCUCAACCAGCCAGAGAUCAAUGGAUUGGCAACCUGCCUGAAAAAUAAAAGCUUAGAAAGUGCUGCCUCUGUAAUCCCUUCCCAAGAUGUAGUUGCUAAUGGACUAAAGUCAGUUCCAGGACUUAUUCAGCUGGAAGCUGUUGAUGGCAAAUCUAACAGCAUGGAAGAUUCAGCAGAUGAGGUUCAGUCCAUGGAUGUGAGCCCAGUUUCAAAAGAAGAACUUAUCUCUAUCCCCGAGUAUUCUCCCAUGAAUGAACUCAUGCCCGGUGUUUCUUUGGACCAAAAUGGGACAAGUAAUGCCAAGGCUCUUGAAGAUCUCUUGGAUUUCACAGGCCAAGCUACGUACUCCAAGAUGUCCAGUGAUACCAUUAGCCUAGAUGACUGUAACAAAAACUUGAUUGAGGGCUUUAACAGUCCAGGACAGGAAAAUACACUUAAUUCUAUCUGCUGACAACCUCACUUUUCAGCAGAACAGAUAAAGAGGUAGCAAUUUGUGGAGGAUAUAUAUCCCUGUGAUGCUACUGGCAGUAAAAUAUGAGCUUGUCACUUGAAAAAAGCUUCUGCAGUCCUUGAACACUGGAUUUCAAGUAACCAGAGCUGAAUAUAACUUUGUCUUCCCAGGGAAUAUGUUGAAUAACUGGCUGCUUUUGGUAGAAGUCAAUGAUCUAGAGCCUCGAUGGUUUCAGGGAAGACUGAGUGUGCAUUAGAAUUUGAGCUUUAGCUGCUAAUAAAGCACUUAUUUCUUCUUUUAAUUUAAAAUUCAUCUCAAUACUUCACUGUGAUUUCUACCUGUGCAUUUUAUUUUGAAAUAAUUCUUCCUUAAGCUUUAUCAUACAUCCAUUUAGAUAUCUUUUUUCUUGUAAAUAAUGAUAAGGUUUGCCCACAGUGCAUUGAAACGAAGUAAUAUACUGUACUUUAGUUUUGUGCCUAUCUUUUUUUGUCUUUAAUAAGGAGUUAUUGGCAACUUUUAUGCAGGAGUAUAGUUCAGAGCUGAAGAGGCUUGAAAAA
Messenger RNA from Leptosomus discolor (cuckoo roller), 2702 nucleotides. The record is from RefSeq and is a predicted model, not a curated record. Lineage: Eukaryota; Metazoa; Chordata; Aves; Leptosomiformes; Leptosomidae.